This is a messenger RNA of Penicillium atrosanguineum, 603 nucleotides long. RefSeq names its product ribonuclease H family protein. The transcript has a single exon. The record is from RefSeq and is a predicted model, not a curated record. Gene Ontology annotation, molecular function: RNA-DNA hybrid ribonuclease activity; nucleic acid binding. NCBI's taxonomy places the organism in Eukaryota, Fungi, Ascomycota, Eurotiomycetes, Eurotiales, Aspergillaceae. Bases 1 to 603 code for a protein of 200 amino acids.
AUGGAAGCGCAAGCGUGGAAGACGGGCGGAUAUCUUACGGCUCCACCGGGAACUUUGACGAGGCACUGGGAGAGUCGGAAAGCAUUCGUCCAGGCACUAUGGCAAGCACCACCAGAGGUGAUCAUCGAAGACAGAGAGGUCGCCGUGAAACGUCAUGAUCAGAUCCUAGCGAUAGACUGGAGGGAAAGACCCGCGAUUCUGUACACCGACAGGAGCGGUAUUGAGGGAAGGAUCGGAGCGGCGGCGAUCGUAGAUCUCGAGGACCAACAUACUCAUAGCCAGAUGGGCGACGAGAAUACGUCUACUGUGUACGCAGCAGAGCUUCGUGUAAUCGAGAUGGCGCUCGCAUUGGUUCUGGAAAGCACAGAGCCGUGGGCUAAACAAGCAAAGAACAGGCUAAUCAUCUUUGCAGACAGCCAAGCGGCACUAAAGGCACUCGGCCGACCGCGUAUGCCGUCGGGGCAUGUCUAUUUGGCAGGAUGCCUUGAACUUAUUCGCCAGCUCGCUGAUAAAGGCAUUCGGACCGAGCUCAGGUGGAUUCCUGCUCACCAGGGAGUGAUCGGUAAUGAGAUCGUUGAUCAACAAGCCAAAGAAGCCGCCUAG